Messenger RNA from Papilio polytes (common Mormon), 1750 nucleotides. RefSeq names its product calcium uniporter protein, mitochondrial (gene MCU). Lineage: Eukaryota; Metazoa; Arthropoda; Insecta; Lepidoptera; Papilionidae. Gene Ontology annotation, molecular function: calcium channel activity; uniporter activity. The record is from RefSeq and is a predicted model, not a curated record. Gene Ontology annotation, cellular component: mitochondrial inner membrane; uniplex complex. The transcript is spliced from 8 exons. Gene Ontology annotation, biological process: calcium import into the mitochondrion; mitochondrial calcium ion homeostasis. The coding region runs from base 33 to 1157 and encodes 374 amino acids.
CUCUGCGAAGGGUGUACACAAGUAGUGUAAAGAUGGCGUCGACGGUGUGUGUUUCUAGAUGCCGACUCUUAGCGAAAUUAGAAAUAAAUCGUGGUUUGUGUUUAUCAUCAAUAUUUAGGGAUUUGUCUAAUAGCAGAGAGUCGUGGUGCCGGCGCUGGCGACCCACACGGCGUUCUAUCUUCACAAGCGCAUGUGUCCACGGAUCUAAAAAUGCUCCUACAAAAUUGGAACCAGAAAAAUCUGAGGAGGUGUCGGUGACGUACCGUCGCGGGCUACCGGUGAUCACGGUGCCUCUGCCGUCGCGCCGCGAGCGUUGCCGCUUCACACUGCGCCCCGUCUCACAGACCGUCGGAGAUCUAUUAGAACAGGUGAAGGCGGAAGACCGCGGAGUAGAGCGCGCGGUCGCCUUAGCUCCAGACGAGCGCGUGCGCAUUGCCGCUAGCGACACGGUAGAGUCGCUGCUAGAGAACGAUUUCCGACUCAUCAUUAACGACACAGAAUAUUACGUUAAAAGUCCGCCUCAGGAGCGGUUGAGUUCAGAAGAGAUAACUCGUUUGAGCGAUGUGCGUAACUUGGUCAACCAGUUGUAUGAAGCUCUUAAUGUCCGAGAGCAUCAAAUCCGCAAAGAGCGAGAGCUUCGAGGCCAACUGGAAAAGCUCUCCUCGGAACUGCAACCACUGGAAGAGAAACGCAUGUCUCUGGAAGUGGAGACUUCUCGACGUACUUCCGCCCUCACGUGGGUGGGGUUAGGUCUGAUGGGGGUGCAGUUCGGAGUGCUAGCGCGGCUGACAUGGUGGGAGUACUCCUGGGAUAUAAUGGAGCCUGUCACUUACUUUGUCACUUAUGGUACCGCGAUGGCAGCUUACGCGUACUUUGUGUUGACGAAACAGGAAUACGUGUUACCGGACGUAAAAGACAGACAACAUCUCUUGAUGCUUCACAAAAAAGCGAAAAAAAUCGGACUUGACAUCAAUCAUUAUAAUUACUUAAAGGAUGAGAUAGACAAGCUCCAAAAGGAUCUCGCACGUCUGAAAGAUCCCUUACACAUCCAUUUGCCGACAUCAUACGCGCCUAAAACUGGCGACGAGAAACGUUCCCCGUUGACUAAACUAAAGGAAAUGUUGGACGAGACUAGUAAAAAAAUGAAAAUCACGUAAUAUAUGUUUAAAACGCGUUUGAAAAAGACGCGUAAAACACUUUAACACAUUCACUGCCACGGAGAGUGUCACGUAAUCAGAGUGGCAUGUGAUCAUAGUGGCAUGUGAUCAUAGUGGCAUGUGAUCAUAGUGGCAUGUGAUCAUAGUGGCAUGUGAUCAUAGUGGCAUGUGAUCCUAGUGGCAUGUGAUCCUAGUGGCAUGUGAUCAUAGUGGCAUGUGAUCCUAGUGGCAUAUGAUCAUAGUGGCAUUGAAUGUGUUAAUUUACGACAACUGUUGUUAAUAAUUUGUACGGACAUUUUGCGAUAGCUCACUGAAUUGUUAUUGAUAAAUGCACUGUUGUGUAAGAUUUAGGGUGCGUUUACACUGAACCGAAACUAAUGAAUUUUAGCAAAGAAAGCUGUUAAAGACCUUUAUGUAGAAUUUUUGUAAUAUUUUUAAACUGCUAUGCCGACAUAGUAACCUAAUUUUUUUAAUAUGCUAUGAUAAAAUUACGUAGCUUUUUGAUGACAACAUGGGUGACUCAAAAAUUUCGUAUAAUCUAGUUGUCCUACAUGGUUUUGUUUCAGUGAAAUUCACCCUUGUAUUAAAAAGCA